Molecule: messenger RNA, 339 nt
Organism: Dibothriocephalus latus
Lineage: Eukaryota; Metazoa; Platyhelminthes; Cestoda; Diphyllobothriidea; Diphyllobothriidae
Source: the annotation of a GenBank genome assembly
GAGGAGAUGGCCUCCGUCAACUUUGUACCACACGGACACCUCAUUCUGGCGGAUGAAAAGGGCGUCGACGUGUUGAACGAAAACACCCAGAUUCAAUCGCAGGUUCCUUCCUCUGCCGCUGACCCCCUACUUUAUUUUAGUGCUCUCGAGGUGCCCAGCCAACUCAUGUCGCCUGAAACCGUGGGCAAACGUUGGCCCUGGAUGGAUGUUUCCGACGUCCGAUUGGCCUCAUUUGAGGAGGGAGAAUUGACGACUCCUACUGCUGCUGCUGCUAUUGUUGAAAAUUUGGCAUGCGUAGCAAACGACAGAAAGGACCGCUGCCAAUUCCGCGUGAAUUGA